CUCAGCGAAACAAGAAACCUGCAAAAGGCCCAAAGGACUUGCUCACGUCCCAGCAUAGCAACAGGGUUGCUAUGGCCAUUUGAGGGUUACGAUCGGCCUCUUCGUGAUCUACACUUGGUUUUCGCAGCUCUUUAUUCCAGAAUACACAUCAACAUGGACGCAUCGGUCGUAUCUGCCGCACAAAUGCCCGACUACGGCGAUGAUAUGGCCGUUGAUAACGAAUCCGACGAUGGGAACACGCAUAUUGUGACGCCGGGAGAAGUUGUCACUCGGGACACGGCAUUCAUGCGAGGACACGGCACAUAUACGGAGGAUGACGCUUUGGUGGCUUCUAUGGCAGGUGUGGUCGACAGAGUCAAUAAGCUGAUAUCCGUUCGACCACUGCGAACGAGAUAUAAUGGAGAAAUUGGUGAUGUGGUAGUAGGAAGAAUAACGGAGGUAGGACCGAGACGGUGGAAAGUAGAUAUCAACGCGCGACAAGAUGCAGUUUUGUUAUUGUCGUCGGUCAACUUACCGGGAGGUGUACAGCGACGGAAAACAGAAUCAGAUGAAUUACAAAUGCGAUCUUUCUUUGGCGAAGGCGAUAUGUUGAGUGCGGAAGUUCAGGCCUUUUUUCAAGACGGUGCGGCGUCACUUCACACGCGAAGUAUCAAAUAUGGAAAGCUCCGUAACGGCUCACUGGUCAUUGUUCCGUCCGCGCUGGUGAAACGGACGAAAUCACAUUUCGCUACUCUCCCAUGUGGCGUGGACGUAAUAUUGGGCUUGAAUGGAUACAUAUGGGUGGCAAAACACGUUGCGAUUUCUCCAGAGAUUGUGAAUCAGCCAGAUGCACUAUAUCAUAAUGAAAAUGAGCCAAUAUCGGAUGCAGAACGUCAAACGAUAGCCCGAGUCUGCAGUAGCAUUGUUGCCUUGAGUCGACACAACAAUUUCAUCAAUGAUACCAUGAUUGUAUAUACAUUUGAGGCAAGCAUGGGACAUCCAGUGAAGGACAUGCUAAAGCCGGACAUAUGUCAGCAAAUAGUGCUGGCAGCGAGGGCACAAUUCCGCGAAGCAUCGCUUCAAUAAAGUCGCCUUCCUCAGUCAGUUUGAGUCCUUUUUAUCAAUGUGAAGUGCGGGUUAAGAUCAAUCAGUCAUAAG
Spizellomyces punctatus DAOM BR117 is the source of this 1137-nucleotide messenger RNA. RefSeq names its product exosome non-catalytic core subunit RRP4. The transcript has 8 exons. Bases 154 to 1065 code for a protein of 303 amino acids. Gene Ontology annotation, molecular function: RNA binding. The record is from RefSeq and is a predicted model, not a curated record. Gene Ontology annotation, cellular component: nuclear exosome (RNase complex); cytoplasmic exosome (RNase complex). Lineage: Eukaryota; Fungi; Chytridiomycota; Chytridiomycetes; Spizellomycetales; Spizellomycetaceae. Gene Ontology annotation, biological process: TRAMP-dependent tRNA surveillance pathway; nuclear polyadenylation-dependent rRNA catabolic process; CUT catabolic process.